AUGGAGAAGCACAAUCUCAGCGUGGUGAGAGAAUUCAUCCUGAUGGGCAUCACGGAUCGUCCUGAGCUGCAGGCACCCUUGUUCGCUCUGUUCCUCGCCAUCUAUGCUGUUUCUGUGGUGGGCAACUUGGGCAUGGUCAUCCUCACCACAGUGGACUCAAGGCUGCAGACCCCAAUGUACUUUCUCCUCAGACACUUGGCUCUCACUGACCUUGGAUAUUCUACAGCUGUGGGGCCCAAAAUGUUGGUCAAUUUUGUAGUGGAUCAAAAUAAAAUAUCCUAUACCUUUUGUGCUGCACAACUUGCCUUCUUUCUUUUUUUUAUUGGAAGUGAACUAUUUAUUCUGUCAGCCAUGUCCUAUGAUCGCUACGUGGCUAUUUGCAACCCGCUGCUCUACACCGCUAUCAUGUCACAGAGAGUGUGCUGGGUCUUGGUAGCAACCCCUUAUCUCUACAAUGUAUUUGUUUCUCUUCUCGUCACUGUAAAGAUGUUCACUUUAUCCUUCUGUGGCAACAAUGUCAUCAAUCAUUUCUUCUGUGACUGCAUCCCUCUGUUACCGUUGCUCUGCUCAGAUACACGAGAAAUUGAAUUGAUCAUCGUGCUGUUGGCGGCUUUUGAUUUGAUCUCCUCACUUCUACUCGUCCUGGUGUCCUACCUGCUCAUCCUGGUAGCCAUUCUCAGGAUGAAAUCAGCAGAAGGCAGGCGCAAGGCUUUCUCCACCUGUGGGUCCCACCUGACCGUGGUUACAGUCUUCUAUGGAACACUGAUAUUUAUGUAUGUGCAGCCUAAAUCCAAUCAUUCCAACAAUACAGACAAAUUGUCAUCUAUAUUUUAUACCCUGAUCAUUCCAAUGCUAAAUCCUCUGAUCUACAGCCUGAGGAACAAAGAUGUGAAAUAUGCCUUACAAAGGAUGUGGAAGAGAAUAAGCAAUGUCUUUUCUUAA
This is a messenger RNA of Perognathus longimembris pacificus (Pacific pocket mouse), 942 nucleotides long. Its product is annotated as olfactory receptor 8K3-like. The record is from RefSeq and is a predicted model, not a curated record. Lineage: Eukaryota; Metazoa; Chordata; Mammalia; Rodentia; Heteromyidae. Gene Ontology annotation, cellular component: membrane. Bases 1 to 942 code for a protein of 313 amino acids. Gene Ontology annotation, biological process: G protein-coupled receptor signaling pathway; sensory perception of smell. The transcript has a single exon. Gene Ontology annotation, molecular function: olfactory receptor activity; odorant binding; G protein-coupled receptor activity.